AUUCUUCAGAGGUACAUUAUUAUGUUUACUGGCUGCUGAACUGAGGAAAACAAACACAGAAAAGAUGAAAAACGCCACAGUGAAUUUCACCACAACUGAAGGAACAACAAACUCCACAACUCAGUCUUUUGAGUUAAUGGAUGGUCUGGAAAUCUGUGGGCAUGUCAUCUGUUUGUUAUUCGGUGUUCCAAUACACUCCUAUAUUCUAUGGUCCAUCGUAACAGGAACAGGAAGUGGAGUUGCAUCAGAGUUCUUCAUUUUCAAUCUCUCUGUUUGUGAGCUUGGUAUUUGUCUGAAUAAUUUGUUCUUGGUACUGUCAAUGUGUUAUACCAGUCUCUCGGGAUUUGAAAUGUUCUUGGCUGGACUCUUCUUCACCGGUCGUCCUUUGUUUCAUUGUCUGAUGUGUGUUGAGCGUUACCUGGCAGUGGUUCAUCCUGUAACCUUUCUGAAGUACAAACCUCUCAGAUAUAGAGUGAUCUGCUGCACUGUGGUCUGGUUCAUUGUUCUUGGCUGCUGUUUUUUGUGCCUGUUAGUUUCUGAUGAAAUGGAACUUCUAUUGUUCUUGGUGCAGUUCCUCCUCUUCUUCUUCAUCCAGUUGUUCUGCUGUGUGGCUGUUCUCAGAGCUCUGAAGCAGUCAGGACCAGGAGAGAGAGCGAGAGAGAGAAAGGAGGAAAACCACAUGAAGAGAAGAGCAUUUUAUCUCAUUCUAAUUACUAUUGUGAGCAUGGCUAUCAUAUACGUCCCAUAUAUAAUCAUAGUAUUUGUUACCGUUCUGAAACAUCAGGUUAUUAAUGCAGUUUGGUCCUUUGGUUUGAUUUGUUAUGUGCUGGCUGGUUUUGUUCAACCUGUUCUUUAUCUGCACAGUGCUGGAAAAUUCUUUCGGUCUUCAAAAUGA
Pimephales promelas (fathead minnow) is the source of this 895-nucleotide messenger RNA. Lineage: Eukaryota; Metazoa; Chordata; Actinopteri; Cypriniformes; Leuciscidae. The record is from RefSeq and is a predicted model, not a curated record.